This is a messenger RNA of Arabidopsis thaliana (thale cress), 2913 nucleotides long. Its product is annotated as Protein kinase superfamily protein. The transcript has 7 exons. The coding region runs from base 595 to 2544 and encodes 649 amino acids. NCBI's taxonomy places the organism in Eukaryota, Viridiplantae, Streptophyta, Magnoliopsida, Brassicales, Brassicaceae. The record is from RefSeq and is marked reviewed. Gene Ontology annotation, molecular function: protein kinase activity; ATP binding; nucleotide binding.
UCAGAAUUAACUACAUUCUGUUCGUCAUUUUUCUCUUUCCGCAUUUUCCGUUAUCGACGAACAGAAUUUGCUGCAACGUUUUUUCUAUCUUGCAGUGAGAUAACGGAAAAAAAAACACAGAGGAUUUCUGAAAUUUCUCUUGUUUCUUGAAUCACAAGUCUUCUCUUCUCUGAUUUUUAAUCUCUCUUAUUGUAUUUUGGUGUUUAGCUUUCUGAAUUUUGCUAUUGCUUUGCCUCCAAAGUCUUUUUAAUUCUCUCCUUCCUCUGCUUCUUAGUUCUUUCUCUCAUCAUCUCUCUCGUUUCUUGAACCACAAGUCUUCUUUUCUCUGCCUCCAAAGUCUUUAAUCCUCAUUGUUUCUAGGUUUUAAAAGAUCUUCUUCCUAUUCAUUUGGGAUCAUAUAAGAUCAAAAGAUCCCUGACACAUAACAUUUGAAGAGAAUUGCAUUAAUUUUCUUAGAGGAGGAGCAAAAUCUGAUCGUCCUCCUCUGUGUCUUUAGCUAAUAAACCUGAGAUUCCUGAGUUUUAUGCUUAGGAAUCAUUCAGGAUAAGAUUUGUUCUUGAUGCGAAAAAAAUCGUGAAACGGUCUUUGAGUAUUAUGGGCUGCAUUUGCUCAAAAGGAACUGCAGAAGAAGAAGUUAGUGACCAACAUGAGAAACCAAAAGAGAAUUGGAACAAAACGUCCUCAGUUCAAUUGAUUGCUCCUGUAACUUCCAAGAAAGAUGAGUUUUCACAUAAAUCCGUUGAUGGAAGCUCUGGUGGACGUAAAGCUGAUGGUUUAGCACAUAAACCAUCCGCUAGAGCUAGUGGAUUGAUUGUUCCUGUAGAUGAUAGUGACGGUAAAACAGUAAUUGUAGAGAGACCUACAAGGUGUCACAGGAGAUGGCCAACUGCAGAUAUUGGAACAGGAGGAGGAGGAUUCAAUAUUUUUCCACCGAGUAAUAUUCCCACAAGUGUUCCACAUAGCCCUGAGGCCGAGCUUAUUGCAGCUGGAUGGCCUUCUUGGUUAACUUCUGUUGCAGGUGAAGCCAUCAAAGGUUGGGUUCCACGACGAGCAGAGUCUUUUGAGAAGCUGGACAAAAUUGGACAAGGGACUUACAGUAGCGUGUACAGAGCCCGGGAUCUUGAGACCGGUAAAAUGGUAGCAAUGAAGAAGGUCAGGUUCGUUAAUAUGGAUCCGGAAAGCGUGAGAUUCAUGGCUAGAGAAAUCAACAUCUUGCGGAAACUAGACCAUCCAAACGUUAUGAAGCUUGAAUGUCUUGUGACCUCUAAACUCUCUGGUAGCUUGUACCUUGUGUUUGAGUACAUGGAGCAUGAUCUUUCCGGUCUCGCUCUUAGACCCGGUGUAAAAUUUACUGAAUCUCAGAUCAAAUGUUACAUGAAACAAUUGCUUAGCGGGCUUGAGCACUGCCACAGCCGUGGAAUCCUCCACCGCGACAUUAAGGGUCCAAAUCUCUUGGUAAACAAUGAUGGAGUCCUCAAGAUUGGAGAUUUUGGUCUGGCGAAUAUCUAUCAUCCAGAACAAGAUCAACCUUUGACGAGCCGUGUAGUAACCUUGUGGUACAGAGCCCCUGAGCUUCUACUGGGAGCUACAGAAUAUGGUCCAGGGAUAGAUUUGUGGAGUGUUGGUUGCAUUCUCACAGAACUGUUUUUAGGGAAACCAAUCAUGCCGGGAAGAACAGAGGUGGAGCAAAUGCAUAAGAUCUUCAAGUUUUGUGGUUCACCAAGUGAUGAUUACUGGCAAAAGACAAAGCUACCACUUGCAACAAGUUUCAAGCCGCAACAACCUUAUAAACGUGUCCUUCUAGAGACUUUCAAGAACUUACCACCUUCUGCUCUAGCUCUUGUUGACAAACUUCUAUCCUUAGAACCAGCGAAGCGUGGCACGGCUUCUUCGACACUAAGUAGCAAGUUCUUCACUAUGGAACCACUCCCUUGUAAUGUAUCAAGUUUGCCAAAGUAUCCUCCAAGCAAGGAACUUGAUGCAAAGGUCCGUGAUGAAGAAGCAAGAAGGAAAAAGUCUGAAACGGUGAAGGGUCGUGGACCUGAAUCUGUGAGACGAGGUUCGAGAGACUUCAAGAGUACUGCUACAACACCAGAGUUCGUUGCUUCAGGGCAGUCAAAAGACACAAUCACCACCAAGAGAUUCAAUCCUCAGGAAGACAGUAGAACAGGCUUGAGAGGCGACAGAGAUCAGAAAGGCUUUUCUCAUACCAAUUCAAUGAUUCAUCCAAGCAUAACAGCAACAUGGAGUAAAAAUGAGAGCUGUAGGAACAAUGUAGUUGAGCUAAAGGCUACUCGAUCAAGCAAUGUGCCCAUGACUGGGAGAUACUUGUCUCCUUCACAUAAAGAAGAUGUAGCCGUACAAACCACAACGACAUACGUACGCAAGAAGAACAGAAUGCAUUGUUCGGGACCAUUGAUGCCUCCUGGUGGAAACAUUGAGGACAUAUUGAAAGACCAUGAGAGACAAAUCCAAGAAGCUGUAAGGAAAUCACGGCUUGAGAAAUCUGCUACAAGGAAAAAUAACAAAACAUGUGUAAAGUGAAAGAAGACAUGGAUGAAACCUUGCUAACAUCGAAACAAGAAAAAAGAUUACCUGAACUGGAAGAACGAAGAUCGAAGAUGGUAUCAUCGGCUCUGCUAUUCGAUUCUGCGGUGAAAUAGACAUUAGUCUUACACAAUGUUAAGCAAGCCAAAGCCACAGUUAUGUUCGUGGUAGUAAGAUCUGUUAGUACUAUGUGGUUCUUGUACAUGGAAAUUUCAGUUUUCUCUGUCUGACCAGCAUUACAUGUGGUUUGAGGAAGGAAACAAGUGUGCAUAUUUAGCAAUCGUGUUUAGUUGUGCAACUUAAUAUGUAGCUAGAAGAUUCUACAGUCAUUAACCUCUAUACAAACAAGCCAACUAAAUAAGCUAA